CCGUUUUAAAUAAGGGGUUCUUUCAGAUGAAAAGCAUUUGGUCGCAGGGGAGCAGCGAUAUCGGAUCAUCUUUGAACAAACCCAUCAGUAGAGUUUAUCAGAAAUGGUUGCUGAUUAUAACGGCUACUGGAAAAUGAUCUCCAACGAGAACUUUGAAGAGUACCUGAAAGCUCUGGAUGUAAAUGUAGCUAUUAGAAAGAUUGCCACCCUGCUGAAGCCUGAUAAAGACAUCAGUCAGGAUGGAGAUCACUUCAUCAUAAAGACUCUCAGCACCUUCAAGAACUACAACAUGGACUUUGUGGUUGGUCAGGAGUUUGAGGAGGAUCUGAGUGGAGUGGACGACAGGAAAUGUAUGACCACUAUCACGUGGGAUGGAGAUAAACUGGUGUGUGUGCAGAAAGGAGAGAUCGAGGGGAGGGGCUGGAGCCACUGGAUUGAGGGGGAUGAACUUCACUUGGAGCUGAGAGCCGCCGGGGUUGUGAGUAAACAGGUCUUCAAAAAGGCUUAAACCUGUACCGACAUUAUAAAGUAACACCCCCUACUGAACACUGGCAAAGAGAUCCAAAAAAAACAACAAUUUAAACUCCUGCCACAUUUUCCAACAUCUAUCAGUCUGUCUGUGUGCACCAUCAUCUCUGCUAUUGUGAAAACCAGUCAAACACCAUCUGUGAUAGUCUGUCACAAUCUAUAUGUGCUUGUUUAUUCUGAUCCUCACAGAGGAAGAUCUCCAGCGACAUUCAUUCUUAGGUGCCGCCGCUUGUCAUUUAGAUGUUAUUUACAUUAGUGGUAUAGGGAACACUGGGAUAAGCUGCACUAUAAGUGAACCAUCAAACAACAGGUGCGUCAGGAUAUUGUCUUGGACGCAACAAGAACCCUCCUUAAAUUGGGAGCUUCUGUGUACAUAAAAGUAAUUAGACUCCAGAGAGGAUGUGCUGAAGGAAAAAUGAUGUGACGAGUCGCAGUGCCGCCCGGCUGCUGUCGCUCUGAUUGAAGAGCCUGUCAGUCUCUUGGGUUCUGAGAAUGCCAGGGUUUUGCUUUCCUUCCCAUCAUGCCUCUGUGACUGUGCACACAAAAGAAUACAUAAAUCAGUGAAAUAAAGAGAAAUGCAUUGCG
This is a messenger RNA of Rhinichthys klamathensis goyatoka, 1113 nucleotides long. RefSeq names its product retinol-binding protein 1-like. Lineage: Eukaryota; Metazoa; Chordata; Actinopteri; Cypriniformes; Leuciscidae. Gene Ontology annotation, biological process: fatty acid transport. Gene Ontology annotation, molecular function: fatty acid binding. The coding region runs from base 104 to 508 and encodes 134 amino acids. The transcript is spliced from 4 exons. Gene Ontology annotation, cellular component: cytosol; nucleus. The record is from RefSeq and is a predicted model, not a curated record.